Mobula hypostoma (lesser devil ray) is the source of this 5306-nucleotide messenger RNA. RefSeq names its product collagen alpha-1(III) chain-like. Lineage: Eukaryota; Metazoa; Chordata; Chondrichthyes; Myliobatiformes; Myliobatidae. Gene Ontology annotation, biological process: extracellular matrix organization. Gene Ontology annotation, molecular function: protein binding; extracellular matrix structural constituent conferring tensile strength. The record is from RefSeq and is a predicted model, not a curated record. The coding region runs from base 112 to 4431 and encodes 1439 amino acids. The transcript is spliced from 51 exons.
GUGAGGUUGCUGCUUGUACGAGAACUGGUGCUGAAUAGAGAAGAACACCAAGCAGAUUAUUAUUGAUUUCCAGUUGAUUCACAUGACAAGUCCUCUGUCUAAUAUUUAGACAUGAAGGGCUUUGUUCAUGUAGGAUGCUUUUUCCUCCUUGUUAUGUUACAAGCGCCACUGACAUUAGCAGGAGUGGGUGAUUUAUGCACAUUUGAAAAUACAGAAUAUUCUGACACCGAUGUUUGGAAACCAGUACCCUGCAGAGUUUGCGUCUGUGACAAAGGGGAGGUCAUCUGUGAGGUCAUAGUUUGUGAUGAUGUCGACUGCCCUGAUGCAGAGAUCCUCAACGAAGAAGAGUGCUGUCCAAUCUGUCUAAACCCUACUAUAACACCUGAAAAUGGACACCCAGGUCCAGCUGGACCUCCUGGACCUCCUGGACUACCUGGACUACCUGGAAGAAAUGGCAACCCUGGCCCUCCCGGACCUCCUGGCCCUCCUGGACCUUCCAAUGGAGUACCUGUAUAUCAAGGUAAAGAUGGAUAUGGAUAUGGAUGGGGUAGCAAGAAAAGUGGCUACGGAACAGUAACAGGAGUUGGGACGGUUACAGGUGCUCCAGGACCUAGAGGUCCAGUUGGCCCCCCUGGACCACCUGGUCCACAAGGUUACUCAGGGGGAACAGGUGAGACUGGACCUGCUGGUCCUAGGGGCCAGCCAGGUCGUCCAGGUCCAUAUGGACCUCCUGGACCAACAGGGAAGGAUGGUUCGCCUGGAAGUUCAGGAAAAGAUGGGCACAGAGGACUGCCAGGUCCUCCAGGUCCUGUUGGUAUUGCUGGAAGACCUGGCAUGCCUGGAUUGAAAGGACAUAGAGGAUUCAAUGGACAUGAUGGUAGCAAAGGUGAACGAGGACCUUCAGGCCCAAAGGGAGAUGCAGGCACUCCUGGAUCCGAUGGCUCACCUGGAGCGAUGGGUCGUCCUGGUUUACGUGGUGAGAGAGGACGGGAUGGGGUCCCUGGAACACCAGGUUUACGAGGAUAUGAUGGCAGUCCUGGUAAAGAUGGUCCCCCUGGCAGAAAUGGCAAUCCUGGGAAUCCUGGUGCUAAUGGUCAACCAGGUCCUAAAGGUGAAUCUGGUGAAAAAGGUCCUCCUGGUUCCAAUGGUCCUCCAGGACCUAGAGGUCUACAAGGGAAUGUUGGUCCUAGUGGACACCAAGGAAAUCCUGGGAAUCCUGGAAAAGAUGGAUCACCUGGUUCACCAGGGCCUCAGGGUCUUCCUGGAACUCCUGGGCACAUGGGUGGGCUCGGUCCCAUUGGUCCUCCAGGUCCAUCAGGAACUAAUGGAUUUCCAGGUGAUAAAGGUCUACCAGGCGAACCUGGAAAGAGUGGUCCAGCUGGUCAACCUGGAGCAAAAGGAGAACGUGGCAUACCUGGGCAACCUGGUUUUACUGGCCCUGCUGGUAAAGAUGGCAAACCAGGUGUCCCUGGUGAAACUGGACCAAUUGGUCCACCGGGUAGUCCUGGCAUGAGCGGUGUUCCUGGAUUUCGAGGCCCCUCAGGUGUACCUGGCCUUCCUGGGGACAAGGGCAAAGCAGGUGAAACUGGCCCACCUGGCCUAACUGGAGCUAGAGGAGCCCAUGGCGAACCAGGUCGUAAUGGUGAUCCUGGCAUUCCUGGUGAAAAAGGACGUCCAGGUCCCGCAGGAGCGCCUGGUAAAGAUGGAAGAACUGGACCACAAGGUACUACUGGAGAACAGGGUCCUAGAGGUCCACGUGGUCUCCCUGGAGAAAGACCACCACCAGGUGUCAUGGGUUUCCCUGGUCCAAGGGGUUCUGAUGGAUUACCUGGUAAGGAUGGACCCCAUGGCCCACCUGGUUCUCGUGGUAUCCAGGGCCUUCCAGGAAAACCUGGAUUGACUGGCCCCGUAGGUGCUUCUGGACAACCUGGUCCACCUGGUGAAAGGGGACUGGCAGGCCCUCCAGGAAAUAAUGGUAUUCAGGGUCCAAUUGGUAAUCCAGGCAUACCUGGUGAAAGUGGAAAACCUGGUGAAAUGGGACCUCGUGGUGAAAAUGGUGUACCAGGAAAACGUGGUGAGAAAGGUGAUUCAGGUCCACCAGGCGAGCCUGGACCCCAAGGUCUCAACGGGAUUCCCGGGACUAGAGGCCCUUCUGGUGAAAGUGGAUUACGUGGAGCCAAGGGCAGUGAUGGGCCUUCAGGUCCACCAGGCCAACCGGGCCGUUCAGGAAUACAAGGUAUGCCAGGUGAACGAGGUGGUCCAGGUGGCAAUGGUCCAAAAGGUGAAAAGGGGGAUCCUGGUUCUCCAGGAAAUGCUGGUACACCAGGAAAAGAUGGUAGACCAGGUCCACAAGGUCCCAUGGGUGGUCCUGGUCAACCAGGUGGUGCAGGAGAGAGGGGUGAACCUGGUCCUACUGGUCUUCCUGGGCCUAUUGGAGGUCCAGGCCAACGUGGUGAACGAGGAGAAACUGGUCCACGUGGCAGCAGUGGAUUUCCUGGACCUCCAGGUUUUGAUGGGCAAGCUGGUCCUAAAGGGACUGAUGGCAAGCCAGGUCCAAAAGGUGAAGCUGGACUUCCUGGUGCUGGAGGGCUACCUGGUCCUCAAGGUCCAGCUGGCCCCCCUGGUUAUGCAGGUGCAAAAGGUGAACGGGGAUUAAAUGGCUUUCCUGGUCCUAUAGGUGUGCCUGGUGUUUCUGGUUUACGUGGUCCAGCUGGUCUACCAGGCGGUGCUGGUAAUCCUGGUCCGCAGGGCCCAGUUGGUAAAAUGGGCCCUCCUGGGGAAACAGGUAAAACUGGUGCCUCCGGUAGCAAUGGAUUACCUGGUUACAAAGGGGAAGCUGGUCUGCCGGGUCCAGCAGGAGAGCCUGGCAAAGCAGGUGAUCCAGGUCGACCUGGAUCUCCAGGCCCAUCAGGAAUCACAGGAGGUCGUGGCUUGAAGGGCUUAGAUGGUUUCCCUGGUACACCAGGUAAUCCAGGUAAACCUGGUGAACCAGGUUCGAAAGGGUCACCGGGUAGUCCUGGUCCUGCUGGCAAAGACGGUUCUGCUGGUCUGAGAGGACCACCAGGAAUUCCUGGACAAUCUGGUCAACCUGGCAGCAAGGGUGAAACUGGUCCCAGUGGCCUCCCUGGCCGAAAUGGAAACCCUGGUCCUAAGGGUGAGCGGGGUGAGCCUGGGCUACCAGGGUAUCAAGGCUCAGUGGGGGCUCCUGGACCUUCUGGUCAGCCUGGUUUAUCUGGCAAACCCGGUGAAAAAGGUUCUGGGGGUCCUCCAGGUCCACAAGGUCCUUCAGGCUUAAAUGGGGCACGUGGGCAGAUGGGCCCACCAGGUGUACGUGGUGAAAAAGGUCAAGAUGGAAAACCUGGUAUGUUUGGUUUGAAGGGUCACCAAGGAAGGCCUGGUUUUCCCGGUUCCCCAGGGCCUCCUGGUAAUACUGGGGAACCAGGUCCAAGUGGAAUUCCUGGAGGUCAAGGUCCAAGAGGUCCAAGUGGUCCACCUGGCCUCCCUGGCAAAGAUGGUAGCAGUGGCUUUCCAGGUCCCAUUGGGCCUCCCGGUCCACGGGGUACACGUGGAGAACCUGGCUCCAGUGGUCCUCCUGGUAAAGAUGGACCUAUGGGACUUCCUGGUCCACCAGGUUUACCUGGCAACACUAUUUACCCACCACAACCAGAAAAGGGCCAGAUGUACUGGAGUGCCGAUCAGGCUGGUGAAUCUGUGAGCAUUGCUGAAAUAAUGGCUACACUGAAAAGCCUGAAGAGCCAAAUGGAGACUGUGCUGACACCAGAUGGAUCACAGAAAAGUCCAGCACCCAGCUGUCGUGAUUUAAAAAUUUGUCAUCCAGAAUUCAAGAGUGGAGAGUACUGGAUUGAUCCUAAUCAAGGCUGCAAAAUGGAUGCCAUCAAGGUACACUGCAACAUGGAUACUGGUGAGACCUGUGUGCUUCCCAAUCCCAGCAACGUCCCUCAGAAGAACUGGUGGGCAAGCAAAGAGAGUCACAGCAAGAAGCAUGUGUGGUUUGGUAACUCCAUGGAUGGUGGCUUCCAUUUCAGUUACGGUUCUACUGGAGUGUCUGAAGAUAUUGUUGAAACCCAAAUAGCAUUUCUUCGAAUUCGAUCUACUCAAGCUGUCCAGAAUAUCACCUACCACUGUAAGAACAGCAUUGCCUACAUGGACUACGAGAAUGGAAAUAUUAAAAAAGCUUUAAAACUGAUGAGCACAGCUGAUGUUGAACUCAAAGCAGAAGGAAACAGGAUACUCACAUACAACAUCCUGGAAGAUGGUUGUACAAAGCACACAGGAGAAUGGGGCAAGACUAUCUUUGAAUAUCGAACACGGAAAACGAUUCAUCUACCCAUUGUAGACAUUGCACCCUUCGAUAUUGGUGGCAAGGAUCAGGAAUUUGGUGUUGACAUUGGGCCUGUCUGCUUUUUGUAACACUGAAGAUAGUUUGAACAGUCACUUGCAGCACAUAACCAAACUGCACUUAAUUUGCUUAUGUUUGAAGCUACCAGGAUGACAAGUUCUAAAUCACUUGAUUGUUUGGAUGGAAGUUAUAUGACAUAUCAGAAAAUGGAAUAAAAUAACAAAAUGUCACAGGUGUACAAAUAACUAAUGCUCUCUGGUACUUAACGCUGGGGUGAAAUCAAAUGUAAUUUUACAGAGCACCGAACAUUCCCAGUAGCAGAUUUGACCUCGCCCUUCUUUCUUAUUAGGAGUGUAACUGCAUUUAAAACUUACCCAGCUUCAACUACCUCACCACGGACAGAAACUGGGAUAAGUUUGAUGCUCCCAAGAAAAUAUUGCACGAGAUGGGUAUCUAAAGCCUCCGUCUCCAAAAAUGUGGCUAAACACUUCCAGAAUCAAUAAAUUUGAGGAUGAUUCAAGAUGAAGUGCAACAAGUGAAAAUAUGUUCAUUUACUAUUGAAGUAUGGCAGCACAUCUAUUACAAAUAAAUUGUAUAAAGUACCUUAUAAUUAACUGGUGUGUUCAGCCAUUUGUCUACUGGUGCUUAUACCUUGAGAAAAUGUUGCCUUAAAACUGGUGCUAUUUUGACUAUAACAUACUAAAACCUUGAAAUUUCUUUUUCAAAAACUUCUAGCUUUUGCAGUAAUAGUUUCUACAGGUCUCAAAAUUAUGAAUCCAUUUCAUUUAUUCACUGAACUGUGCAAGAUUAUCAGUAAGCAGCUUUGUGAGCUAUUACUGAGAUAAAAGGUUUCUUCCAGUUUUGAUUUAUACAUAUACGUAACAUGAAUCAGGUUUUUUCUAUAACAGUGUUUUGAAUACUUAUGUCAUAGAUGAAACAAAUAAAG